CCGUCGUAAAGGAAUUGUCAUACACUGAGUGUGAUUUUAUCACCUGUGAUUGACAGUUAAACAGCUUUUAGGAAACCAGGAGCAAUGAAUUCUUGAUGCUAGGAAGCUUAACGAUGUUGCUGGUUGAAGCAGUUUUCUCACAAAGCGCUGAAGAUGUAGCUCGGGUCCACUCAGACCUGCUCACCAACCAGUUCCCCAAAGUUCGUCCCGAGAAGGACUUGUCCCAGGUGACAGUCGUCAACGUGUCGUUUCACCUGAUCUCAGUGAACGAUCUGGACUCACCUUCGCAAAAACUGUCAACCAACGGGUGGAUCAAAGCUUCGUGGGAAAACAUGUACCUGGAGUGGGACCCCGCAAACUACAGCGGAGUGGGGCGAAUAUUCCCUGACACCGACAAGGUGUGGCUGCCUCGUCUGACUGUCCUCAACAGCCUUAAUGAGUUGAAGCCUGUCGGGACAAGCUACAGCUUCAUUAUAGUCACAUCCAACGGACUAACUACAUGGUACCCUGCGGAAGUAUUUGAAACCUUCUGUGAAAUAAAUGUAAAAUAUUUUCCAUUUGAUAUCCAAACGUGCUUCUUCACCUUCUUCAACUGGGGAGAAGACAUCACCGAGGUGGACUUUCAGGUGACAGAGAACUCCGUCAAUCUGACCACUUACCAUGACAACGGUGAAUGGGAGCUGCUCAGCACGGGGGUAUACAGACAGACACACACUUUCGACGACAAGUUGUACCCGUUAAUUGUCGUGGAGAUGACUUUGAAACGUCGACCCAUUAUUUUGAUAAUGACCGUUAUCUUCCCCAUCUCAGUUCUUUCCUUCCUCAACGUUUUCGUCUUUUUGAUACCGUUGGAAUCAGGAGAGCGUCUGUCAUUCUCUAUGAGCGCCUUCCUGUCCUACGCCAUCUUUUUUGACUUCAUCCUUGGCUCUCUGCCUUCUUCCGGUGACGAGGUCUCCCUGUCUUUGAUCAUCAUUUCCGCUCAGCUUUUUCUGUCUUCGGUGUACGUGCUCGUCGGCAUCCUGACCUCGGCCCUGGUUCACCGGGAUGAUGCCACUAAGCCCUGUGCCCGCCAUCACGAAGACUGUGGUCAUGUGGCUGGAGGUCCUUCUGUGUCUGAAGCCGACUUCUCGACGGUUUGCGGUCCUCGGGAAGAGGAAUGUCGUCGGCGUGUCUGAGAUAUCCCAAGUUCACGGGUCAAAGGUAGCCAAAGAUUCCAUUCCUCGCACGGUGUACGGAGGGCAAGAUAACCGUGUUGGGGAGGCGCCGACAGUUAUCUCCCAGGAAAGUAUGACGUGGCUUAGAGUGUGUCAGGCUGUGGACCGUCUUUGUUUUGCUUUCUUCUUCACCGGGUUGUGUGCAAUGUAUACUGGGUUUUUGUUUAUCAUGAAAGUUACAUGAUUAAAUCUGAAGUUAAAUAGUUGCUUCCCUUGAGUGGAAAUUAAUACAUUUUAGUGAACAUUACUUCUUGCUGAAACGAUAUUGUAAUUUGCAUGCAGAUGCGUUAGCUGAUUGUACACAACCUACAAAAUGUUUAGGGCUCGAAAUAAACAGAAAU
Messenger RNA from Pomacea canaliculata, 1555 nucleotides. Its product is annotated as acetylcholine receptor subunit alpha-like 2. Gene Ontology annotation, cellular component: neuron projection; synapse; membrane. Gene Ontology annotation, molecular function: transmembrane signaling receptor activity; extracellular ligand-gated monoatomic ion channel activity; neurotransmitter receptor activity. NCBI's taxonomy places the organism in Eukaryota, Metazoa, Mollusca, Gastropoda, Architaenioglossa, Ampullariidae. Gene Ontology annotation, biological process: monoatomic ion transmembrane transport; signal transduction; nervous system process. The record is from RefSeq and is a predicted model, not a curated record.